Molecule: messenger RNA, 258 nt
Organism: Candidula unifasciata
Lineage: Eukaryota; Metazoa; Mollusca; Gastropoda; Stylommatophora; Geomitridae
Source: the annotation of a GenBank genome assembly
AUGGCGGAGAGCGCCGCAGACUCGACAAAAAGUGAGGAUGAUAGCUCAGAGGGCACAGAUUCCAAGCUCCACCCUCCCCCAAUAAAUUUGGGGGAAAAAACAUCGCUAGGGAAUCCCCUACCCACAUCGCAUAAUGAGACCCAAGAUGCUUCAUCCAAUGAUAAUGGCCAAGUGAGCAGCUCAGACGCCAGAGAACCGUCUCAGACUGUCAUUCAGCCAUCUAAAUUCUCAGCGGUCCACAGGGCUUCUGGGGUGAGU